Tetranychus urticae (two-spotted spider mite) is the source of this 1537-nucleotide messenger RNA. Its product is annotated as sodium-dependent glucose transporter 1C-like. Gene Ontology annotation, biological process: transmembrane transport. Gene Ontology annotation, molecular function: D-glucose transmembrane transporter activity. The record is from RefSeq and is a predicted model, not a curated record. NCBI's taxonomy places the organism in Eukaryota, Metazoa, Arthropoda, Arachnida, Trombidiformes, Tetranychidae.
ACCAGUCAGCGGCUCAACACAUAGACAGCAAUCUACUAAACUUGAACAAUGAACAUUUCAAAGUAUUUAGCAGCUAAUCGUGCAAAAUUAUUAAAGACUUUACUCUGUUACAUUUCAUAUACAUGUUUCGGUGCUGGAAACACUUUAUUGGGUUCAUCCUUGUUUGAUUUACAAAUAAGGAUGAAUGUCUCAUUCGCACAAGUUUCUGGUCUGGUGCCAGCUCGUUCAUUUGGUAUGUUGAUCGGAUCAUUUGCUGCGGGAUUUAUUGGUCUUUUCAUGAAACCUGAAUUGGUUUUAUUUCUUACCAACUUGUUUGCGGGAAUAUUGACUGCCGCAGCUCCUUGGUUUAAACAGUACAAUGUCGUUUAUGCAUGUCUCUUCAUGUCGGGAAUGGCACAAGGAAUCCUGGAAAUAUUUGUCAAUGCAUGUGUUCUCGCGAUUUGGAAUGAUGAGGCCGCUAAUUACGUCCAGAUAUUGCAUGGAGUCUAUGGCGUAGGAUCAUUGGUGGCUCCUCUGAUGCUUGUACCCUAUUUAUUGCCACAAGUGGCAGAUAUUGAUACAAAUAGUACAAUUGAAAGUGAUGGUCCAACUAUUGUUGCUUACACUGCAGACGAUGUUACAGUUCAAUAUCCAUAUCUGUAUCUCUGGUCCAUUGUGGUUCUUAGUUCAUUUGGAUUUCUGUAUUUCUAUUUUAAGGACAAGAAUAAUGCAACUAGCAAGACUGAUGAAGCCAUAAACACUGAUAAUCAUCCUAAAUGGAAGAAAAUUUUCAUUGUUUUAGUUGGCGCUGUCAUGGCUCAUACAACAUUUUCAGUCAACUCUAUGGUCGGAUCUUUGGGACCUGCUUUCGUUGUCAAAUCUGACCUGAAAAUGACCAAAAAGGAUGGUGCAAAUUUGGUAUCAGCAUAUUGGUCUGUCUUCACAUGUUAUCGUUUUAUUUUCAUCAUUGCUACUAAUUUUAUUGACAAAAGAUUCCUAAUCAUCUUUAAUUGUUUACUAACUUUGGCAAGCACUGUUUUAAUGUUUUUUUAUGCUGUAAAAAGUAGCACCUUUGCUUGGGUUUCAUUCAUCAUGCUUGCAAUUGGAUUUUCGCCAACAUUCGCAGCUUCCCUCGGUUUCAUACAAGAGUACGUGUUUAUCACACGUAACUAUGCUUCCUUUAUCUUUCUCAUGGGUGCCAUUGGUGACACAGUUCAUCCCUGGAUAAUAACUGGAUUCAUGGAUAAGACACCUGAGAUAUUCGCAACCUACUGCAGCUCUUUGGCUGCACUUCAAGCCAUAGUGGUUCUAGUUUUACCGUUUCUUUGUGCAAAGCUAUUCAAAACCAAGGCCAAAGAAACUUUCAAUAGAACGAGUUCAUUGAGAAUUAGUCAAAGAUAAUUCUUGUUUAGAUUUGCUAUUGUAAUUAAUUAAACACCUGACGUGUUCUUAAUCUAGUAAAUUUCAUUACUUCAUAAAUCAACAUCGAUCAUGAUAAGUUCGAGAUUCUAUUCAGUCUUCAUUAAAAUAUUAAAACUUAAUAAUAAAUUCUACUUAA